Linepithema humile (Argentine ant) is the source of this 3503-nucleotide messenger RNA. Lineage: Eukaryota; Metazoa; Arthropoda; Insecta; Hymenoptera; Formicidae. The record is from RefSeq and is a predicted model, not a curated record.
UGUUUUCGUCGAUUGUUAAAUCGUUGGGUCCUAUAACAUAUGUUUGCUUGGAAAAAAAUUUUAAUUUUUUAACAGCCCAUUUAUGCAAAUACUUUAAACGGAAAUUAAUAAUAUACGCCCGCAACAUAUUUCAUGACGAAAUCUUUCUUGGAUCUUUAUACGAUGAAGAAAAAGGAGAAAAGGUAUUAAAAGAAAAUGGUGUUGAAAUAUUAAAAGCUCAACAAAUAGUUCCAUGUUGGGAUGAACCAGCGUUCAAGACCACCUUUACUAUUUCUAUUAAACAUCAUAAAAAGUAUACAGCCCUAUCAAAUAUGCUUAUAAAAACAACAAAACUUGAUAAAAAUAACAUGAAAUGGACACAUUUUUACAAGUCGCCUUUUAUGUCCGUUCAACAUUUGACAAUUGUGAUAACCACAUUCUCUAAAAUUCCUUUUGGGCAUACAAAUGUCACAAUUUGGUGUAGAGAAAGCACGACACAGCAUGUAUUAUUUGCACUAAACAUUGUGGAACAAGUCGUGAGUUUUUUAAAAGAAAGAAGUGUGAUAAAAAUACAAAAAAUUGAUUACGUUGCAUUUUGGGAUGUCCAACACAGUAAUAUUGAGACAUUGGGACUCAUUUUACAUAGGGAAGAAGAUAUUACUUACAUUGGAACAUUAGAUUCUGUUGCACGCAAAAUUGAAGUGGUCAACUUAUUAGCGCGUCAAAUAGUAUCUCUUUGGUACCAUGAUCUGUUAUGGCCGAUAGAAGGUUUCACUACAUAUCUGGCAGCGUACAUCUUGGGAACGAUUCCGUCGCUAUAUUACCUAGAGGAUUUAUUUGUUGUUCAAGUACAACAGGAAUCUUUACACUUUGACAUUCCUUCGUAUACGAACACUACACUACUCAACAUUAAUGACUUAGAUGUUCAAAUAAUUAAGGCUAUUCUUAAUCAUUUAAAAUCAUCUAUUUUAUGGCGUGUAUUACGAUAUCUACCAACUAAAGAUGUGUAUUUCAAUAGUAUCGACACGUAUGCUUCUAAAUAUUAUCAGUCAAAUGCGGAAAAGACCGAUGAUUUAUGGCACGUUAUGCAAACUAAUUUAAAUCUAACUAACAAUCCAUAUAACUUUAAUGUAAAAAAAUAUAUCGAUAUUUGGAUAAAGAACAAUAAUUAUCCUAUACUGUACGCAGUACGAAAUAAUACGAGUAAUGUGAUGUUAUUCUCAUAUCUCAGCCCUGAUGUUAUCGACAAAAACGUGGAACAACUUCCCAUAUUAGUGACAUAUGCAGGAAAAAUAUUCGAGCAUUCAAAUGAGGGAGCUUUUUGGCUAUCACCGCAAAAAGUAAAGAACAUUGGAGGGUUUCCGCAAAAUGAAUGCCUCAUGGUCAAUAUACAACAAGGAGGAUAUUAUCGUGUUAAUUAUAAUUCUGAGGGCUGGCUUAAACUCGAGCAGUGCUUAAUCUCUGAGAACUAUGAAGUACAUGCUCUCAAUCAGGCCCAAAUCAUAGAUGAUGCGUUUUACUUCUUCAAAAAAUAGACAACUCAGUGUUACUACGUUUUGGAAUCUCGCAAGCUUUCUAUCAAAUAACACGAAUUACAUAGCAUGGUAUCCUAUGAUUAAAGUUUUUGAAUACAUGGCUUGUACCUAUUUGUUAGAUGAUACUACGGGCUUAACGCUAAAUAUGAUAAAAAUGUUGAGUGGAACUCUGCAAAUAAUAGGAUACGAAGAAAACUUAGACCAUAUCGAUCUUACUAUAUGUUUAAGAGAGGAAGUCGCAAAAUGGGCAUGUAUCCUCGGUGUUACUGAAUGCAGAAAAGCAGCUACUUUACAACUGAUAAAAGAUCUUCAAAAUCCUGUGCAAGACAAUCGUGUCGCAUGGAAAGAAUGGAAAUAUUGUAGUGGUUUGAUGUCAGCAAACUACACUAUUUGGACCUAUACGUUUGAAAAAUGGACGAAAACGUCUGAUAACAGAAUUUUAAAUUAUUUGAUUUGCUGUGAAGAUCCUUUUAUUAUAACCACUUAUUUGAAUCAAACAAUAGGACUGAUUGAUAAAUCUAUUAUCAAGGAACAAGACAUGCGUGUUAAUAUACUUCUUCUUACUGUUGCGAAGCAUGUAAAGAGCAAUGUAGUGCUUGAUUUUCUAUUGAAACGUUUAGAAAGCAACCAAUUCAAAUUGUGUGGAAAAAAGGAUGUUGAUUUAAUUGUAACAUUAAUUGUCAUUAUUACGAAUAUACAUGACGUACACCAAAUACAAAAGGUAAUUAGUUUUGUGAUACAUCUGGAUGAAGAUCGAUAUUUAGAUGCUAUUAGAAAAAAAGCUAAGAAACGAAGAUCCGAACAUGCAAGACUAAGCGCAAAGUAUGGGUCCCUUGGUAACAAGAAAAUAAUAUAAUAAGAGGUAUCCAUGUUUAAUUUGCCCGAAGUUCGCAUGUAACUGCGAUUUACUCGUAAUCAUCGUACUAGCUUGUACAGGAUCAACAAUGAAAGUUAAUACUGGCAACACUGAUGGAAGGUUGUUGUUAUUAUUCCGACUGGCAAACUUUGUAUUGCCAAUAAUGGUUCUAUAUAUUUGUUAGAAUUAAUAUACUUUAUAUUCGUUAGUUAGUUAACACUAUAGUUCUUUAAUGUUAUGCGCCCAGUGUCGCAUGUGUAUGAAGUUAGCCCCACACUUUAAUAAAAUUAAAAUAAUCGAAAUUGUACUGCAUUGUACUAGUUUUGUACCAAAUUGUAACGUAGUUAAUUUUUUGAAAUCACGCGCAGAUUUCCAAAAAAUCGAAAUUUUUGAAUUUUUUGAGUAGCCCCACACUUUUCGAAAAAUGAUUUUUUCUCGACUGUACUACAUUGUACUAGUUGUACCGAACAUUGUACCGUUUUAUUUAAAUAAGAAAAAAUUUCAAAAAAAUUAGGUCCGUUGACCGCGUUUCGAUAUCUUAAAAAACAGCCGAGUUACCGUAUUUACGUAUUGUUAAAAAUUGCAAAAUUCGGUACUUCCGGUCCGGUUGAGGUGCAAACAAAAUUCAAACUGAAAUUCAAAUUCAUACUGAUCGUUACUGUCUAUAUUGAUAUUACAGCGCGUGACAAGAGUAUCGUUAGCACUUUCGGCAAGUGUUUCGUGAGCGGUCUUAUCAAGUAUGCAUUUUGUUAGUUUGAAGUCAUCUGUCGAGUCCUGAGAUUUUUUAAUUAAAGGUUUGAUGUCAUCAAUUCUAUUUGCUGUCGAAAUUAUCGGGCUUUCUGUAUUUACUGUCGGUGCAACUGCCAAUUUCGCUCAUGCAGAAAAUGAUUUGAGAUGGAUAGUUAAAAAUUUGUCAACUCGCAUAGGUCUUGCUUCGUUUCGUAGCAAACGAUGUUUUAUGUCGUUGAAUUCGAACUCUACGAAACUAGAACUAGCAUUUAUUUCUCCGAAUUUAAAAUGUUGUAUCAUUAGACCCGUGUAUAAUGGAAAAAACGGUAACAAGGCGCUGAUAUGUUUGCUCACUUGUGGUAAAUAGUAUGGACUUAUUUCCACUCCACUGGAUGCAUUUGAUA